GCACUAAGUCUGUGGCAGCGACUAAAGACGUGGGUUGACUGCGGAGCGCAAAGACUCAAAGCUCUCAGAGGCUAGAACAGGACGUCCCAUUACCCAUUCCCUGCUUGAAAGGCGACUCCAAGUUUCAGGGUCGGGAGAAGGGACAAGGUGAAGAAAACUGCGAGAGAGGGCGGGAACCUGAGAGAAGCUGGACUGGGUGGGCCAGUGCUUUAUUCACCCGGGCGAAGACGGGGAGUGGAGAGGAGCUAGCAGACGCGGCAGCAGCGCCUGGCGCACUGGAAGUGCAGGGGACGCGCCCGCAGGCUUGGUGGCCGCGCCUGUGACCUCUCCUUUGGGCUGAGAACACAGGCGGAGGAGUUACUGAGGAGCCCACGGAACUGGCUAGCCAAAGGAGACAAGCCUAUAGUCUCCAUGAUCCUCCCGUCCUCUGUUCUUUCCCUGGUCCGCUCCAUGUUCAAGAGCUGCGCUCCGCAGCCAGGACGAGGAGAGCUAUGGAGGAGCAGGGUAUUCAGUGCGCCCCGCCGCCUCCCGCCGCCUCCCAGACAGGGGUACCUCUCACCAACCUCUCCCACAACUGCAGCGCCGACGGCUACAUUUACCAGGACUCCAUCGCCCUGCCCUGGAAAGUCCUGCUGGUUGCUUUGUUGGCGCUCAUCACCUUGGCCACCACGCUCUCCAACGCCUUUGUAAUCGCUACGGUGUAUCGGACCCGGAAGCUACACACCCCGGCUAACUACCUGAUCGCCUCUCUGGCAGUCACUGACCUGCUCGUGUCCAUCCUGGUGAUGCCCAUCAGCACCAUGUACACGGUCACUGGACGCUGGACACUAGGCCAGGUGGUCUGCGACUUCUGGCUGUCGUCGGAUAUCACCUGUUGCACUGCUUCCAUCAUGCAUCUCUGUGUCAUCGCCCUGGACCGCUACUGGGCCAUCACCGAUGCGGUGGAGUAUUCUGCUAAAAGGACUCCCAAAAGGGCGGCCAUCAUGAUCGUGCUGGUGUGGGUCUUCUCCAUCUCUAUUUCGUUGCCACCCUUCUUCUGGCGUCAAGCCAAAGCAGAGGAGGAGAUGCUGGACUGCUUUGUGAACACCGACCACGUCCUCUACACGGUCUACUCCACGGUGGGCGCUUUCUAUUUACCCACCCUGCUCCUCAUCGCCCUCUAUGGCCGCAUCUAUGUGGAAGCCCGCUCUCGGAUUUUGAAACAGACACCCAACAAGACCGGCAAGCGCUUGACCCGAGCCCAGUUGAUAACAGACUCCCCGGGAUCCACAUCCUCGGUCACCUCCAUUAACUCCCGGGCUCCGGACGUGCCCAGUGAGUCCGGGUCUCCUGUGUACGUGAACCAAGUCAAAGUGCGAGUCUCAGACGCCCUGCUGGAAAAGAAGAAACUCAUGGCCGCUAGGGAGCGCAAAGCCACCAAGACCCUAGGGAUCAUUUUAGGAGCAUUUAUUGUGUGUUGGCUGCCCUUCUUCAUCAUCUCCCUGGUGAUGCCUAUCUGUAAGGAUGCCUGCUGGUUUCACAUGGCCAUUUUUGACUUCUUCAAUUGGUUAGGCUAUCUUAACUCCCUCAUCAACCCCAUCAUCUACACCAUGUCCAAUGAGGACUUCAAACAAGCGUUCCACAAACUGAUACGCUUUAAGUGCGCAGGUUGACUUGUCAAUGGCAGUGGGGUCGCCUAAGCGACCUUUGGGGACCAAGUUGGGUCUUUUCACAGGUAGGUCAAAUCUUCUUUCCCUGUUACUGGGUGGAAGCAAGGCUCUCUCUUCUGGGCAAGGGCAAUGGAUCCUCAGAGGCCCCGGCAGAAGCCUAGCUUCUCUGAGAGAGCACUCUGGAAUGUGAACAACGCAAACUACUGUAAAGCUUCCAUACCCGAGGAACUUAGCUUCCUCCACUCAAAGUCCGGGCUCAGCACAGAUCCUCCAGCAGCCAUUCACACAAAAGGUUGCAACUUUUUAACAUUGGUGAUGGAUGGGUAUCCCUGCCCCGUUUUGUAUCAUGGAUGUUGUUGCCCUCUAAGCCAGUAGCACUUGUAGAUGUUGUCUGAGGCCUGAGACACCUCUACAUACAGCCUGGCAGUACUUGAACUUGACAAUUAAUACUCUAUGCUCUGGGGAGAACUCUGUGUUACAGCUUAAGUUUUAAACACUUUGGCAUCCUUCAGUCUUCAUUUAUUUAUUUAAAUUUGGUCGGAGAAACUUGUGGAUUUGGUGCUUCAAACACUGAAUGUGGCUUGGACGGCACAGAGCAACCUUGAAGAGUUAACAGCAAAAUUCUGAUGCUAAGAUCUCUAUUUUUAUUACAAUCAAAAAUUAUAUGGGGGUGGUGGGUGGGCAUGGGAGAAGGGGAGUGAUACUCAGAAUCAACACCUAAGAUUGUUUGUUUUCUGCAGAUUUCUAAUUUUUUUAAUUCCUGUUUAGUGAUCGUCAAUCCACAGCUCUUAACAACUCAAAACAUGAUGUGUGCUAGUGCCAAAGUCUGCAGGCUGCUUUGUUUUCUAAUCUCACGUACCUGUCAUUUCACACACUUAAAUCCCCACGGAAAGAGGAUAGGCUGGGUUGCUCAGCCCAACCUGCAGCUGUCAGAGUUCAAGUGGAUUAGAGUUGUAUACUGUUCCUUAACAAGAAAGUAGCUUUUUUCAUUAUCCAGUUCCAUGCUGCGCAGAGGAGACUGAAGAAACACAAGCGACUUCUUAUAUAAUUGAGGAAUGAAGGGGGAAAUAGGAGGAUGUAUAUUUUGACUUGUAAAAAAAAACUUAAAAAUUGCAUGAGACAAUUUUUGAUAAUCAUUUGCACUCUCUCCCAUCUGUGAUUCCUUUGUGUGUGAAUUUUUAAAGUAACCAAGAGAGCUGGUUUCCCUGUUCAGAAAUCUUGAAAAUGCCCCCAAUACUAUUAAAGUGUGUGUGAGUGUGUGAGUGUGUGUGUGUGUGUGUGUGUGUGUGUGUGAGAGAGAGAGAGAGAGAGAGAGAGAGAGAGAGAGAGAGAGAGAGAGAGAGAGAUUCCAGCUUGUUUUGUCCUUACUAUUAAAGUUUGGGCAGGAGCAGCUAGGAAGAUUACACAUUAGAAAUGUAGAAAAGCCGAGAAAGCCUGAAAACAAACCUAUUUUCUUUAUAACUUAUAUAGAACCAAACCUCAGGCUUAUUAAACAACCAGGAAACUGGCAAGCCUUCUAGCCUUGGAAACAUUAGUGACCUGCCACUUCAGUGACUAGAACAUUGGAAAUAAUUUAAGCGUAUCUCUUUUUCUAAGUUUCAAUAACACUUAGUUAUUUUGGAUUCACUUUAGGGGGUACAUAAUACAGUAAAAUCACAUCCUAGAAGAUGAAAAAAAUGCACUUUCUUAAUAAAAAGAAGCAGUCCUGAAGGGUUAACUGUAAGAACAAAUGUGUAUGUGGAAUGUUUAAUAUGCCAAAGAAGAUUCACAGUCCUUGCUUCAGAGGCUGUCUGCACUGGAGACCUUUUGUCUGCAGAAGGAAGUUGUCUUUAUAAAAUGGAUCCACUCCCUGUGUGAAGCUGCCCAGUCCAGAUCAUCACACAAUAGAUGUAGUGAGCUGAAUUAUACUGCUUGCCUACUGUGCAGACCUUCACAUUGGGUAAUGACUCUUGAAAAGAUGCUAUUCAAAAGUUCACAUGUACUGUAGGUAAAAAAGGGAAUUUCAACCAACAUUAUACCUGACACUGGAGUAGGAUGAAAUCUUAGGCAUUAGAUAAUCCUAUAGACUGGGAUCUAUAGUUUAUUCUGUUGGAUCCCUAGCUUCUUUGUUUGUGCUUUGUGACAUUUCUCCUAUGGAGGAAUGCACAUAGAGCAUGCAUUUGUUUUUUAUAUUGUUAAUAUGUUGGUCUUCUGUUUGUGUAGCUGCGUUUUCUUGGGGCCUAAGAGGCAAUUAAGUCAACUUCUAAGAGCCUUAGUGGAAAAUUAAUGGAAACAAAUAGCCACUUGCAAAAUGAUUUCUUUAUAGGGCACCUACAAUGAUUGUGUCAUUAUGUUAAUAAACAUGGUCGAUUUAGUGAAAUGGGUUGUUUGCCAUUUUGUAAAUCACCCACCUUAAUUAUUGCUUGAGUAUUUGGCUGAACUGACUGAAUUUGGGGCAUCGUGUAUCCAAUAGAAGCUUGCAAACCUUUGUAGUGAUAAGAGAUCUAGGAUCAUCGUCCAGCAUUGCACAUGAUAUGCAAGGUGUAUAUUCAUCCCAGGGGUACGCAUUUAGGACUGUUAAGCUCCUUUGCAGUUCCUAUUGCAUAUAAGCAUAGUUUGUUUCUUAAACUGGACACAUGUCUUUUUUGCAGAACAUAAAAUGGGAGAUGGAGAUGUUUAACUUGCAUAGAAAUGAAACUAUAUUUUCAUUGACUAUGGUAACAAAUACCAUUUUCCAUAUUGUUUAAUUGCACAAAAUUUCACUCAAGUAUAUGAAUGUAUACUCAUCUAAAAUUACAAAUAUUGUCUUGUGUUUGUAGGAACUUUAGAGUUUCCUUUAAAAAAAAAGGACCCUGCACCCAAGGAAUGAAUGUUUAAGGAAUUCAACAAAUUUCCUAUAGAACAAUAUUGUUCACUUCCUCUCUAUUAUCUUAGUUUUACCUUCUUUAAGCAGGAAGCACUGAGAGGACUCUAGCUCACUCAAGCAGUAAUGUCUCAGACUGUGUGUAUUUGUUGGAGUUCUGUGUCUGAAAUUGCCUUUGGUAUUUCACCUCUCAGAAAAUGUGUAAUUGGAAAAUAAAUUUAGGUAUAUGAUGAAAUAAAAGUCCUUUUUUGUGUUCUAAAAA
Messenger RNA from Mus musculus (house mouse), 4753 nucleotides. It is a transcript of the gene Htr1b, whose product is annotated as 5-hydroxytryptamine (serotonin) receptor 1B. Gene Ontology annotation, cellular component: plasma membrane; membrane. Gene Ontology annotation, biological process: vasoconstriction; positive regulation of vascular associated smooth muscle cell proliferation; cellular response to alkaloid. The transcript is spliced from 2 exons. Gene Ontology annotation, molecular function: G protein-coupled serotonin receptor activity; Gi/o-coupled serotonin receptor activity; G protein-coupled receptor activity. The coding region runs from base 492 to 1652 and encodes 386 amino acids. NCBI's taxonomy places the organism in Eukaryota, Metazoa, Chordata, Mammalia, Rodentia, Muridae. The record is from RefSeq and is marked validated.